AUGGAUCACUCUCACUCGCAGGCUGAGGCUAGCGAUCGGGAACGGGCUACUUCUUCCUCGUCCACUGCUACGCCCCGCAAGUUCAGCAUUCGCAGUAACUUUGGUAAAGCCCGCCAGCCACGGAGCCGCAAAAACAGACCCUGCGACGCCUGUCGGAGGCGCAAGACUGCUUGUGUCAUCACCUCCGAACCCCCUUGCCUGUUCUGUAAAAGCAGAGGCUUGAUAUGCCAGUCCCUCUCCGACACUGACCCUCUAGCCCACCGGCCUACAUCCGGCCCUGGUCCCGAGUCCUCCAGAAGCCACGAUGCACUAAGCCCGGAGUCUGCAUCUGCAUCUGUCUCUGCAUCUGGCACAUCGGCCAUCUCACCCUCGGCGCCAUCUGAAGCUACUCGGCACAGAUCCGAGUCCGCAGCCGUUGUCCACAACGGCCUCGUGCGCCAUCCCGUGCCAGUUCCUGGAGAAGCUUCCCUGGAUCGAAGCAUUAGCCUAGAUCCACCGCGCCUGGAGCCCAAUCAAGAAGUCGCCUAUGCUCUUGAAGAUGUUCCAGGCCGUACGGCGCACGCCAUGGCGUUAGGCUCGGAGCAGGACCCUUACUUCCUCGACGCCUUUAGAUCAGUGCUUCUCAGCGAGCGCGAGGGCAUUGACGCCAACUUCGUGCAGGUCUACCAUGGCGGGCCUGAUGUGGAUGAUUACCCGAUGCACUUCCUCCUGCUGCUUGAUGAGUUCCCCGAUCACAGAAACGAGGCUAAGCAGAUGGCGUCCGAUGCGACAGAGCGUAUCGUCUGGCCCCACGGCCCGGCCCUCGUCCGUCUUUAUUUCCGGCACGUCCACGUAGGAUUGCCCGUCAUCCACAAGACUCGCUUCCUUCGGCAAUACGCGACCGCCAAGCUAGACAUACCUACGUCGCUACGGGGCGCCGUUUAUGCCUUGGCGUGUGUGUUCUGGAAGCAAGAUGCAACGCUCGCGAGAAUCCCUUGUCCGUUUGAGCAGCACGAACUGGUCAACCAUGCGCAAGAGGCGUUGAGGCGAGAACUUGAAGCUCCCAAUCUCUCAAAACUAAUGUCAGCCCUGUUGCUGAUGCAUAUGGUGCCCCCAGACAUUGACAGCGUUGAGACACCGUACAUCUGGGUGAUGGCCUGUCAAGCCACAGCAAUAGCGCAGAUGCUCGGUUUGCACCAAGACCCUGACAAGUGGAACAUAGCACCGUGGGAGAAGAGGUUACGCAAGAAGCUCUGGUGGGCAGUCUUUUACACAGACUGCUGGUCAGCUGUAAGCCACGGCAACCCCCCGCAUAUAAGCUACGAGUCCUUCACGACUCCACCCCCGGACAUGGAUGAUCUGCGGUCUGGCGAGGAUAUCCCUGACGAUCUUCGCUAUAUGAUCGAUCCUGAGGACGCCACGUUCCGCGUCUCUGACGGUGCACGCUUUCUUGAAAUGAUCACUGUGUCUCGGGAGAUGCGUGCCAUCCUUGACUGCAGCUUCGGUGUACGAUCAACUCAGCAGACGCGUACUCAACUGAUUCCUAUCCGAGACACCCUCAAGGAAUGGCCCAGUCUCAUCCCGAGCUGUCUGGCCGUGAGACCCUACGCCCACAACGGCCCCCUUCACAUAUCCUUCUUCGCUACGCAGGUGCUGCUCUUCCGGGGCCUCAUGUUCCCAGCCACAAGAGCCGCAAAGGUCACGCCGGGCUCUAAUCUUCAGCGAUGGCUCUCCACCGCACUAGCAGAGUUCGAGCUCUUCACGACAUUCAUGGCGUACAUCACCGAGGAGGAACUGACGAGCUUCUGGGGAAGAUUUGCCCGAACGCAGCUUAUCCUGUGCGGAAACUUUCUGAUCUAUCUCUUCUUGCUGGCGAGUGAUCCACGAGAUAUCGAGGUUGCUUAUCGGUUGCUGGAGAAGUUCCAUUCGUCACUGCAGAGACUUGGCGGUACGGAUGAUAUAGCUGCUAGGGUCUUCUUGCGGCCUGUUAUUCUGAGGAUUGAUUCGUUCUUUAUGCAAGCCACAGAGCUGAUCAAGCAUGGAAGAACGGUUGUUCUUGAACCACCUAUCACGACAGUCCCAAGGGGUGAAUCUUAA
This is a messenger RNA of Fusarium proliferatum ET1, 2076 nucleotides long. RefSeq lists its product as uncharacterized. Gene Ontology annotation, cellular component: nucleus. Bases 1 to 2076 code for a protein of 691 amino acids. Gene Ontology annotation, biological process: DNA-templated transcription. The transcript has 5 exons. NCBI's taxonomy places the organism in Eukaryota, Fungi, Ascomycota, Sordariomycetes, Hypocreales, Nectriaceae. Gene Ontology annotation, molecular function: zinc ion binding; DNA-binding transcription factor activity, RNA polymerase II-specific; DNA binding. The record is from RefSeq and is a predicted model, not a curated record.